Hibiscus syriacus is the source of this 1068-nucleotide messenger RNA. RefSeq lists its product as uncharacterized. The transcript has a single exon. The record is from RefSeq and is a predicted model, not a curated record. The coding region runs from base 59 to 1066 and encodes 335 amino acids. Lineage: Eukaryota; Viridiplantae; Streptophyta; Magnoliopsida; Malvales; Malvaceae.
UUCCUCCCUUCUUCGUCACAAAAUCCUCCCCACAAAAUCAUCACACCCUAAGAAUUCAAUGGAGGUCGAAGUGGUGGCACCGCUCCCUGCGGCGGAGUUCAACUUCGACAGCUCAUGCUCAUCGCCGUACAUAACUGCUCCUUCAAGCCCUCAACGCUCUGGUGGCAAUCUCUUAUUAUUUACUGCUCCAGCAAGUCCUUCUCACGACUCUUAUGAUGACCUCAACGACGUCUCUCACGUCGCCGGCUCUUCCUCGGCAGUCCCUUUUGAUUGGGAGCCGAAUCAGGGUACCCCAAAAAGAAAAGGCUUUGAUGGCAGAGAUCAAAGCAACGAUGAUGAUGAUUUCGAGUUUAAUUUCAGUGGACCGCUGGAGAGAACCUCAUUGUCGGCUGACGAGCUUUUUGAUGGCGGGAAGAUUAAGCCCCUUCAACCACCGCCUCCUGUGUUCGAACUAGCGGUGGAGAACGGUUGUUAUCCGCCGCAACAACAACAAGGAGGAAGGGAAAGAAAAUCUGGGGUUUCAUUUUCAUCUUCAUUAGCAUCACCAUCACCUUCGAGCUAUAAUUACAAUUACGUUCACAAGAAAAGUAGAUCGCUGUCACCUUCAAGCUCUUUACAUUCACAAAUACAAUGCGAAAACCCCAUUGUUUUUUCCACGAAUCGGAACCCCAAAUCUUACGUUUCGUCCAUCUUUUCGGCCAUUUCGUUUCCAAAAGGUAACAAGAAAUGGAAAUUAAAAGAUUUUCUGUUGUUUAGGAGUGCAUCGGAGGGCAGAGCAACGAGCAUCAAAGAACCGUUGAGGAAAUACUCUGUUUUGGGUAAGAAAGAGGCUGCUGAGGACAUAAAAAAUGCGAGCUUCAGGUCGAGUGAGUCGGUGGCGAGUUUGAAGCGGAGAGCGCAUCCGGUUUCGGCGCACGAGCUGCAUUACACGACGAACCGGGCGGUGACGGAAGAGAUGAGGCGUAAGACUUUCUUGCCUUACAAACAGGGACUGCUUGGUUGUUUGGGUUUCAACCCUGGAAUGCAUGAGAUUUCCAGGGGUGUUGGGUCUUUGACACGUGGAUAGAU